AGGAGCUGCAGCAAGCUUGUCCGCGAACUGCAUUUGGAGGUCCGUCAUUGCCUACCGGACACCGUGACGAGAGCAGAGCAGAGCAAGAGGUGGCAGUGGGGCGAGAGUGAGUGAGUGAGGGAGUGGAGAUCAACGACAGACAAUAAGCGAGAGGCUGGUCGGCCGGACUCGCGUCCGUCAGUUUGACACGCUAAACUCAAUUGUACGGAACUCCUCGUCUUCGUCGUAAGCUGACAGACACAUCGGUGGCAGCUUAGUCACUCGUACCUAACGAUUCAAGCCUGGAAUUCUCUCUAUGCAAGGUUCAUUUGCCUUCGGUAUCGCCAAAAGCGGGGUCAAUGGACUGCCCGGCGUUCGUCGUGCGGCCACGGCCUCCCAGAUCGGCGGACGUUUGUCUUCGCCCAGCUCCCCAGUAAGCGCUGAUAACAGUGUAACUGGCACUACUGUCAGGUUCGACGAGGGUGUGUCCCUGGGCACCAUGUCUACCAUUCCGCGAGUGGCCUCAUCGCCCAUCGCUUUCGUAGACUUGGGUAGUGAUCAGGCGGCACUGGCGGCCAAAGCGACGGUAGCACGUACAGACAGCGUGAUCAGGAAGACAACGCCUCCUCCCGAGGCGACACAGGUAGACGAACUGCACCCGAGCAAGCGAGGAACCUUAGUGGACAAGACGAAUCCGUUCAUAGGGUACUUCCAAACAGGGACGGAAGAGAAUGAUGCAUUAGCGGCAACAGCACCGACCACUCCGAUGCCGUCGCCGCCUCCAGCACCAGUGCGGCGUGUGCCCAUCCGCACACAGAGCAGCGCGACACUUUCGUCCAUGUCGUCGUUUUAUCCGUCAGUGUUCCUUACGUCUCAUAAGAGGACAGAGUGGCUUGGCUCGCAAGGUAGUCGUCUGCCGAGUUUCUUCAAGCAGCGAGAUGCAAUGGAGUCGACGCAGCAGAAGCAACAGGACGAGCAGAAGAAGCGCACAGCGUUCUUAGAUUCGUUGAAAUGGGAGCCGUCAGCGUUGGCCGUUCAGACCACAGCGGAUGAUUAUCGAGAGGGGCAGAAACAAAAGCAGAGAGCGUCUUUCAAGCGUACAUUGUCCAUGCCGGCGGCUAUGUCUGCAAAGGAAGCGGUCGCCGCACUGUCGCCUAUCGUAACGACGUCGAAAGAGGUGAAGGACUUCAGUACACCCUCCAGCGCUACUUCAGAUGAUACGUGCACUUCAAACUCGCGCUUUGAGCAGGAUUUCGAGGUCGUGGGCUCUUUAGGUGAAGGUGGUCAAGGCUCUGUCUUCAAGGUUCGAAGCAAGGUUGAUGGAUGCUACUACGCGAUCAAGAAGGUGGUGCUGCCUCGUGCUACGGAGCUGGAUGCCAACCGCGCGGAAAGUCAAGCUCUGCGUGAAGUUCGCUUGAUGGCGUCCAUGUCUCCGCACGCUAACGUGGUGCGGUAUCAUACAGCGUGGACAGAGGUGGACGCGUGUGUUCCACACAAGAGCUCGUCGACGGAGAGCCUUCGCGGCUCGGAUGUACCUUCGCUCGAGAGUGAAUGCAGUCCUGAAAACCUUGAACGACAGCAACUGGAACUUCUGGAUGAAGAGGCGGAACUGCGUAUGAGCAGCAUGGAAGCUGAAGAUCAGUCGUUUUCGCUUGAGUUUUCGUCAGAUUCACUUGGUUUCGACGAGUAUUCCACUCCUGGAUUUACUUUCGAGGACGAAGGUGAAGACGUAGACUCGGUGGGUUUAACUGUGGACGAUGAGGCUGCGUUCGGACAACCUGGCGAGCUGAAGAACGAGAUUAAUCGUGCUACCCAUGCUUCCCCGGCGGCACCGGUGGCUAUGAAGGCGCAGGUGAUCUUGUACAUCCAAAUGGAAUUAUGCGGGACGGCAGUGAACUCCGUACCUUCAACCCCGACUUCUUCAAGUAGCCACGAGCCAAUUCAUCGUAUUCUGGACCAGUUGAAGACACCCCAGCCAGAACUGCAGCAGUUUGGCGACGAAACUCACUCAAACCUGGGAGCGUGGCUUCGAUCGUCACUAGAGGAACGAUCGGCAUGGUCUAACACCUCCGAUGUUCACCAAGAAGGACUAAAGCUGUUUCUCAGUGCAGUUCAGGGUGUAGCUCACAUGCAUUCGUACGGCGUAAUCCACCGAGACUUGAAGCCUGACAACAUCUUCAUCCACGGUGACCAAGCGAAGAUUGGCGACUUCGGUCUGUCCAAGUCUGUGUUUACAGACAGCUCGUAUGGUGUUGUGUCACCUCGUGAGCGUCUACAGGAAUUGGGUCUCAGCGACGGAGAUCACACGACAGCGCUCGGCACUUUCACGUACGCGUCUCCUGAGCAGCUUGGGUACCGCUUCAGCAGUAGCAAUCUAUUGAAGAACGCUGCGACUCGUCUAAAAAGCGCCAAGUACUCGAUCAAGUCGGAUAUCUUUGCGCUGGGUGUGAUUUUAUUGGAGCUGUGCUGUCCGUUCAGCACAAUGAUGGAGCGUUCUCAAGUGCUGACAGGUGUGCGUCACGGCGUUGUGCCUCAUAAGGCACGACAACACUUUUCAAUGGAGAUGGAUCUGGUGCUGCGUAUGACUUCAAUUGACCCUGGUGAGCGACCCACGAGCGAAGAAGUUGGCGAGCAACUACGCAAAAUACUGGCUGCGUCAAGUACCGUGGUUACGCCAGCCUCAGCUCUGGAGGAGUUGCGGGAGCUUCAAGCGAAACUCGUAGCUGCUGUCCGCAAGGUACGUGAUCGCUCACAAGCUACGCUGCAGCUUGAGGCCUUAGUCUCCGAGUUGAACGACAAGGUCCAGAACGUUGGCAUUGCUCUUGCCUAAGCAAGUGGCACAUUGUGGAAAGAAAAUCUCUGAAACCCAACGAAAAAGCAAAUAUCAACAGCGAAGCAGCGCGAGACAAGCUACGCUGGCGGAUUCCGUGAAGGUGUCUGACAGACAAGUUGUUCUCGCUAACUAUGAAGUAAAACAAGCUGCACCCACGAUAUCGUGCGUGUGUGAAAUGUA
Phytophthora infestans T30-4 is the source of this 2992-nucleotide messenger RNA. Its product is annotated as eukaryotic translation initiation factor 2-alpha kinase, putative. The record is from RefSeq and is a predicted model, not a curated record. Gene Ontology annotation, biological process: protein phosphorylation. Lineage: Eukaryota; Oomycota; Peronosporomycetes; Peronosporales; Peronosporaceae. Gene Ontology annotation, molecular function: protein kinase activity; ATP binding. The transcript has a single exon. The coding region runs from base 296 to 2809 and encodes 837 amino acids.